UAGUUCACCAUGGGAUCUAUGACAUUUGUAAAUUAAACACUAACGCUAUAAUUGAACUACAUGCUCAUUUAAAUGGAUCAUUAAGUCGUUCUACCAUGUUAGAACUCAAACGAUAUUAUGCAGAUUCUGGGAUAGCUGAUAACACAAAUGCUUUCAUGGACGAGUUUGAAAUCGGAGCUGGUGAUCCUAGAAAUUUGUCAGAUUGCUUUCAAGUGUUUAGCAUUGCUCAUGCUCUAACCACAACUCCAGAAGCGCUUUCAAUUGCGACAUCUUUGACACUCAAAGAAUUUGAAGACGAUGGCUGCUGUUAUAUUGAAUUAAGAAGCACACCUCGUGAUACUCCUUACAUGAACAAGCGUCAGUAUAUUGAGUCAAUCGUAAUGGCGAUGCAGAAAAGUUGUGAAAAACUUAAUAUCGUUUCUCGUUUAAUAAUUUCAAUAAAUAGAAAUUCACUUGUGCCGGAAGUUGAAGAAAUAAGUUCUUUAGCCAUAGAUUUUUUUAAAAGUCAUCCAGAUGUAGUUGUGGGCAUUGAACUAAGCGGUAACCCAAAUGUAGGAAAAUUCGAAGAGUUUAUACCUUCAUUGAUGAAAGCAAGAGAAGCUGGCUUAAAGAUAACGUUACAUUGUGGUGAGGUUAGCAAUCCCACUGAAAUUAAGAAGAUGCUUUUAUUCAAACCUGAAAGGAUUGGCCAUGCAAUUUGUAUCCAUCCUAAAUUUGGAGGAAAUGACGACAUUUGGUCCCUUUUGUGCGAUUUUAAAAUACCUGUUGAGGUGUGUUUGACAAGCAACGUGAAUACUAAAUCAAUUCCCGAUUACAACUCCCAUCAUUUUAAAGUCUUGUAUGAUGCUGGCAUUCCCUUGAUUCUAUGUACUGAUGACAAAGGAGUUUUUUCGACAUCACUUUCUCAUGAAUACAUGUGGUGCAUGGAAACGUUUGGCUUAAAUCAACUCCAAGUGACUAAAAUGGCUUUUGAAGCUAUUGACUACAUAUUUGCUAGGGGUGAAGUUCGCGAAAUUUUGAAAAGUAAAUUUAACAGCUUUGUUAAUCAAUAGCAGUGUUCUUGUAAAAUACAAAAUUUGAAAAAUAUGAAGUUUAGUAUUACUAAAGUACGUUAUGCCAGUGUUUGAGAAUUUUUAAAUCCCUACACGUAGAACUUAGGUAGAGUACGAUGCGGCACACUCUUUGGACUCUACUUCACGCUAACCUUAAUCGCUUUGAUAUGCCCCGCGUAUCACUAAUAUUGUCAAUUUUCAGAGGAUCUGAAUAAAAUUAAAUUUCCACAAAAAUGUUACAAGAUAGGUAAAUGAAUAGAUAUAUUUUUAUUUAUGCUGCAACACAUACACCAUAACACACCAAAAAUAUCUUAAACAAAAAAUUGCAGUGAAAUUAUUACAUUUCAAAUCUAAAUAUUUUACGCUGGGCGUCAAAGGAAUGAAGAUAAAUUUUAGUUACAUGAAGUGCGUUCUUGACGCUAAAAAAACGCCACCAAUAGCCAACCCAUCGACCACUGACCGUUUUUCGGAAACGACAUUUAAAAUAGUCGUUUAUUAUGAGAAACAAAAUGGCGGGUUUUCGUAGCUACUGUUAUACACUAUAAUUAAUUUUUAGUUUAAUUGUGUCGCGUUAUGAGUUUCUUAAUAAUUUUGUAUCUUUUUAAGUAUCAGCCAUCAGGCUCUAUAGCCAAUGCUUA
Messenger RNA from Hyposmocoma kahamanoa, 1690 nucleotides. RefSeq names its product adenosine deaminase-like protein (gene Ada). Gene Ontology annotation, molecular function: adenosine deaminase activity. The record is from RefSeq and is a predicted model, not a curated record. The transcript has 7 exons. Lineage: Eukaryota; Metazoa; Arthropoda; Insecta; Lepidoptera; Cosmopterigidae. Bases 96 to 1052 code for a protein of 318 amino acids. Gene Ontology annotation, biological process: adenosine catabolic process; inosine biosynthetic process.